CUCUGGCCUCCUCAUCCCUCUGUAUUUUAAUAUUUUAAUCUUACAGCAGUGAACCGCCAUCACUCAGGAUGGACUCCAGACCCCCCCACCUGCUGCUGCUGCUGCUCACCAGCCUCCUCCACCUCUGGCAAUGUGCCAGAGGACAGUCAUCUUACAUUAUAGAUGCCGUUGGCCUCACAAUCCUACCCAGCAGCACGGUUCAGAGCGGGACAUGGGUGACCCUGCGCUGCCAGGUCAGCGUCAGCCAUGACAACAUCCCUCACCUGACACAUACUUUCCACCUCACACGGGACGACGUCCCGGUCCACUCGUCCACCACCACCGAGGACUCAGUGGAGUAUGAACUCAGCCCAGCCAGGGCGGCUGACUCCGGAUAUUAUGAAUGUCGGGUCACAGUCAAGGACAAGAGCAGAGCCAGCUUCAGCAAAAAACUGGAAGUCACAGGCCUGCAGACCCCUGUUCUGUAUGUGGAUAAGACUACACCCUAUGAGAGUGAGGAGUUCAUAGUCGCCUGUAGCGCUCCAGAGGAGAAAGGAUCCCUCAUCUUCCGGUUUUACCAGAGAUUUAGGAGCGGAGAGUCUCAGAAGAUAAAGCAGCCAGCGUCCACUGGGAACUCAUCAGAGACCACGCUGUCCCUGAGAAAGGUUGGAGACAGCUUUCUGUACUGUGACUACGAGAUCAAUUUGGUUUCUGGGCCCAGACGCUCCAACCGCAGCCGCGAGAUUCCAGUGAUAGUCAAAGGACUCUACAUUUCCCCGAUUAUGAAUGUGCUUCCCUCCUCAACUGUCUUUGAGGGUGACGUAAUGGAGGUGGUCUGUAAAGUGGUGAGUCCGCUCAAGAACAUUGAAGUGUUCCUGACGAAGGACAGGAGGAUCCUCAAGCAAGCCCCAGUCAGCCUCAGCCAUCGAUUCACGGCACAAGAAGGCGACUCUGGGGAGCUCGUGUGCAAGGCGGAGUGGGGCAAUGUGCAGAAAGAAACCUAUCAAGCCGUCACAGUCAAAGAGCUGUUUUCAAAGCCACGCCUGACUGUGGAGCCCGUAGACAUAUUUGAGCGAGACCGCUUCAAGCUGACCUGCUCUGUGUCCAUUUACGUCCCUGAGAGGAUAAACAAUGACACCAUGCGGUUCUCCAUCUACAGAGAUAACCUCCAGCUCACCAGUGCAGAGACAUACAUCACUGUGGCGGAUCCUGCUAAAAAUGGCAACUACACCUGCAAAGCACAGGCUGCUUCUCUGACAAGCAGCUUUGAGAAAGAAAGCCAAACAGUUGUUGUUAAAGCAAAAGUUCCUGUUUCAAAGCCCGUGCUGAGUGUGGUUGGGGGUACGCUGGUGUUGGGGAAGCGCUUCCAGCUGCUCUGUCACAGUGACAGCGGCACUCUGCCCAUCGUCUACACCCUGUACGGCCCCAACAGGCUGCUUGAAGUCAAGGCGGUGAGCAAGCCGGGGGAAGAGGCCAUCUUUAACUCCUCAGCUGUCUACAAGAGUUCAGACUUAAACAGCUUUCUUUGCCACGCGAAAAACAGUCAACACAAGACAACCGUGACAGAGUCGGGGAAGCUGCUACGUUCAACCAACAUCAUAGAGCCUGUGUCAAGACCAGUGUUGAGCUUGCGUCCCAGCAUGGGGGACGUCUCUGAGGGGCAGGACGUGACUCUCGUGUGCUCUGUUCAGAGAGGCACCCUUCCCAUCAGCUUCACCUGGUACCACACUCAGACGGAGGACGCUCUCCAUUCCCAGACCUCCAAGAAACUGGAAGGAUCCUACAGGAUCAAAGAUGUCAGAGGAGAGCACCAAGGAAAAUACUACUGUGUGUGCACCAACCCGGCCAACGAAACCCAACAAAGUUACCCCAUGGCGAUCACAGUCAAGAUGGCUGGCUGGAAGAAAGGCCUAAUAGCAGUCUUCUGCAUCCUGCUUAUACUGGCACUGAUCCUCGUUCUCAUCUUUAAAAGACGCCUCCUUCAGUUCAAGAGGAAAACAACUGGCGAGCUGUCAGUGAAGUCAGCCAACACCAAAGUAGAGCGGCUGAGCCUCACCCAGUCAGAGGUCAAUGAGGCUGCCAAUGUCACUCCAGGCAUGAUGGGAAAGAGUGUUUGGAGCGAGCACGUGUCGGGCUCUGAGUCUGAUGACCAGAAUAGUGUGAUCUCUCCAGAGAAACCAGAACCUCAGUACACUGAGGUGCAGGCCAGACAGGCAGAUCCUAACAGAGCUCCGGUGAAAAAGGGCACAGACACGGUGUACAGCGAGGUGCGGAACUCCAAGCAAGGUGUUCCAGAGCAGGCGGAUGGCCAGGGGUCAGUGGAGUAUGCACAGCUGAAUCAUGAUGCGGAUCACCACAGUGACCACGGUAACCAUGGUCACCACAGUGACCACACAGACGAGAUUGACAGCAGUGUUGACAACAACACAGCUGACCACGGGGAGUGAAAACAUGAUCCAAUGCCGGACUGUUAACUGACCAGCAAGAAUAUUUAUUCCCUUAUUUAUCCGCCUGUAAAUGCGGCUGCAGUCUUUUGUGCUGAAAGACCUCAAACAGCCUUAAACAACUGUGCUUUUUGUACUUUUGUAACGCUUUGCAAGGAACAUCCCACACUGUAAAUUCACACGCUUUGCCUAUGAAGGGCAAAUAAAAUGUUUUCAU
Chelmon rostratus (copperband butterflyfish) is the source of this 2640-nucleotide messenger RNA. RefSeq names its product platelet and endothelial cell adhesion molecule 1a (gene pecam1a). The coding region runs from base 69 to 2426 and encodes 785 amino acids. The transcript is spliced from 15 exons. Gene Ontology annotation, biological process: cell surface receptor signaling pathway. Lineage: Eukaryota; Metazoa; Chordata; Actinopteri; Chaetodontiformes; Chaetodontidae. Gene Ontology annotation, molecular function: transmembrane signaling receptor activity. The record is from RefSeq and is a predicted model, not a curated record.